UGAGGUUGGGAGUUGCUCGACAAAAGAUGGCGUCGACGGACAAGCAUUCGCGUCGCUAUGACUCUCGUGAACCUAGAGACAGUUUUUACGGAUCUGACGGUGGAAAAUAUGGCAAAGAAUCCAAAUAUGACGAUCCGCCUCACUCGAGGCUGUUUAUUGUGUGCGGCAAAUCCAUUACCGAGGAUGAUUUCCGCGAAUCAUUUUCAAAAUACGGAACUAUCGAGGAAAUUUGGGUUGUAAAGGACAGAACAUCCGAGGAACCCAAAGGUGUUACAUACAUUAAGUUCUCGAAGACCUCAGAGGCAGCUUUGGCAAUGGAGGAAAUGAAUGGGAGAUGUAUUGGUGGUCAUCCCAGACCUUUAAAAGUUCUCAUUGCACACAGUCGAGAUCAGGGAUCAAGAAGAGAUAUGAACGAAGAAGAAAGAUUAUUGCGACUCUUUGUUGUUGUGCCAAAGACACAAAGCGAAUCUGACCUCAGAGAACAUUUUGCACAGUUUGGAGAUAUUGAUUAUGUUUCAAUUGUCCGUGAUCGAAGUACAAGAGAUAGCAAAGGUUUUGGAUACGUAAAAUAUCACAGAAUGUCUCAUGCAGCCAAAGCUUUUGAAGGUUGUGACAGAACAUAUAAACCAGUUUGCGACCCUAAACCACAGAAACCUGAAGGCAUAAAGUUUGAGGGAGGUGGACGGGAUAUUAGGAGUGAGAUUAGAGACAUAAGAGGUAUUGAUGGGGGUUAUGGUGGCUAUACUUCAGGGCCUGUAGGACCACAUCACUCUCCUUUUGAUGCAAUAUCUUACAUGGACACAAGUGGGCUAAAUCCCGAGGGGGUGACGCGGCUGACUGUUAUCGCUUCGCCACUCCUCAACCAGGACCAGCUCUGGAAGUUGUUUGACCUAAUCCCCGGUCUUGAUUACUGCGACCUCAGGAAAGACCGCAAGGCUGGACAGGUUCCGCCUCAUCAGGCCAGGGGAGUUGCAACCGUUGUGUAUAAUAAUCCACAAUCGGCUACGUAUGCUCGAGAAAAACUUCAUGGCUUUGAAUAUCCACCUGGUCAACGGCUGAUAGUGAAAUUUGAUUAUCAUGAUAUGCCUCCAGGUCCACCGCCACCAAUGAUGGGUGGGGCUCCAGGUGGACCUCCAUAUUCAGGUCUAGCAAGAGGUAUGUCAGGUGCCCUUCCUCCAUUAAAUGGAACUAUCGGUGGGAGCCCUCCAGUUGGAAUGGGUGUGUCACCGCCAGCUAAUAUUACUGGUGGUGCACAACCAAAUAAUAAUAUUCAACAGAAUCUGGCUCAGUUAGCAGAAACUAUUGCCCAAGCUACCUCGUUAAUACAAGCAGCAGGUUUAAAUCAAGGUCCAGGUGGUGGAAACAAUUUAGGAGGAAACCAGGGUCCUCCAGGUGGUGAAACUUAUGACCCUUCGUAUUGUUCGGUUAAAUUACCACCUCCUCAACCAUUGGCACCUGUUGAUUCUGCAGUAGCUGAAAGGUUGUUUAUAGUUUGCCAUCCAUCGCCGCCACCUAUAUACGCAUUAAAAGACGUCUUUGGAAGAUUUGGCAAUCUAAUAGAUAUAUAUAUGCUGAAUGGCAAAACAUUUGGCUAUGCAAAAUAUGCAGAGAAGGAAUCAGCUGAUAAAGCUAUAACGGCGUUACAUGGGCAAGAAGUGCUUGGUUCUCGUUUAAAAGUUAUGGAAGCAGAUCCACAGCAUGACAAGACUGAUUCUGGUAGAAAGAGACUGCGAAUUGACGAUCAAAGUUAACGAGGUAUGAAAGACUGCGCUUGUAAAUGCAGAUUGGCUCGGUGAAGUGCUGUAAGGGUUAGGUUGAAUAUAGCAGCUAGAUCCUCAGACCUCGUCAUCAUUUUUAUUAUAUCCUCAUAAGGCUAAGAGUAGAGUCCAAGGAUAUUGUUGCCAUUUGUUCUGUUUUGAGUUAGGGAAGAUUAAGCCUUACUGUUAUCAGAAGACUUGUGUAGUGUUGAAAUGAUGUGGUUCAGUGGGUUUUUAAUUCUUGAUCUUUAUCCUUGGAUUAUGUAUAUGCGAUGGACAAUAAUUCAUUGGACAUGAAAGAAGUUACUUGAAUGGUCCUAAUCAAGUGAUCCUCAAGUCACUGUCAUGAUUGAAUCCACUCGUUGGUCAAAACACUUGGUACGGACAUUGAGUUUCACGUUUAGGCAUGUGGUACUACUUAGCUUUCUUGUCUUGGAAAGACAUGGUAUUUUCUUGUACCUCAGACUUUGGAAAUGAAUGACCUUUUAUUUUUAUUUGUGAUUAUUUUAUUCGUUAUUUUUUUAGCUACUUUUGAAACAACGUCUUUGACUAGAAUGUGCAUGUCUUUCUCUCUUGUGCAUUUAACGUCUGUGUAACAGCAUGAGAUUGUUUCUUGUAAGUGUGUAGUUUGUAGGAUCAAGAAUACAAUAUAAGUAGUGUAAAUUCAAAUACACAAUUUUAGUUUAUGCUUCAUCUAAAAUUAUAAGGUUGUAGGAUUUUUUUUUAUAUAGUUUUGUAAAUUUAGUGUAUAUUGAUGAUACUGGCUGUGAUAACUCUGUGAUAGUUCUGAAACAUGGGUAACAUGUUGAUGAACAUUCCUACAUAUGAACUUAUUAAACAUAUUUAUUUAACCAUCUAUGAAAUGAAUGAAAUGGAACAUAUUGUAUCCGGUGUAUAUGGGUAAGGAAGAUUCAACUUUACCAGGUUCCAAUGUGAACAUGCAGCUCUUGUGUGAUUUUGCUUUGUUAUGUAAGCACUAUUUUUGUACUUCAUUACUCCCUAUAACACAAGUAUUCGAAAGGGAGGCAUACUUAACAAGCAGGUACCCUUAAACUGCUGAAACUUUAUGCAAUGUAUAUGAAUGAAUAUUGAUAAGAGUGAAUAUAUGCACACAUAAUCACAGAAUAAUUAGAAUUGUGUAGUUUUAUUAGUUUUGUUUCUGCAUGGUAAUUAAUUAUGUUUUAUUCAUUUGCUGCAUGCCAUAGUAUGGUGCCUGAUUUUUCAAGUUGAAAUAGAUAGCCUUCCUCAUUUCAUUUAUUAGUCUUAGCUUUAUAAUUGACACUACAAAAGGAGGCAAUGUAGUAUGCUUUAUUGUUCUGUUUUUGUAUUUUUUUAUAUGCAUGGUAUAUAUUUUUGUGAGUGAACAUUGAUUAUUAAGAUCUGUGGCCAGAGAUUGUACUAUGAUGUAUAGAGAAUUCCUGUCUUUAUAAUAAGAGAGGAUAUGUAGUUGCUAUUUAAGUCAUUAACUAAUCUGGCCAGUUCUUGUAUUGCACAGCAGUUUUGUCUUUACUGAAAUUCUCAUUUCCACAGCAGUGUGUUGACAUCGUGACCGUCUACCACACAACGGACAGUUAACGGACAACCAAAACAGCGACCUUAACUACCCUUAUAACCAACAGUAGAACGAACCAACCCCCUGUACCUUUAGACAACCACCUCCAACAGCCAUGCUACCAGUGACAUCAAACACACAUGCGUAUGUUGAUCAAUAAGUGGGUUUUGAGGAGAGGACCAAUUUGCCUUACUGUUGUUGCUUUGUGUGUGUGCGCAUUGGACAAAUGACUUGUAGGAGUUCAAACUUGCAGGUCAUAACUUAUGGACACAAUUUUGUUAUUAUGAUUAUCACCAUCCAGGGGAGUGUACAGAUGAGUUAAGGAUUUGUCCCAAAGCGUAGGUAUGAUGCACUGUAGAUGAGAGGAAUUUUCUUAGAAGUAAAGAUUUGAUGGAAACCCUCAGAGGAUGUAAAUGAGCACAGGUUCAUUACCCUAUUGUAAUCUUGUGUAGCUCCUAGUUGUAGAAGUAAAUCCCAGUACAACUAUGCAAGUUUUGCAUCAGUGGAUCAAAACUACUUAAAGUGUGCAUGUUUUGAAUAAACUCGUAUAUAAAUUUAGAAAUUAUUUUUUUAGAUAUAUUAAUUGAAGUAUUCUUGAACUUUUUUAUUUUGACUUUUUUUUUAUCGUAUGGUCAUGCAAGUUUAUCGGAAUCGAAAGUUACACUCCAGCUACUCCCUCUGAUGUUUAGUACUUAAUUUUUUUUCCUCACCUACUCAAGGCAGUGUUGGAGACAAUUUUACUGUGGUUAUUGUUGGAGUUCAUGACAAAAUUUGGACUGAAACAAGUAGAAAGAGACCCUAUUUUGACAUGCCUUUGUCUCCUGCCACACAUUCCAUAUCAAACUGCAACUAUUGAGCUAGUAAUUUCAUGUCAGUUUUAGUGUUUGGUGUUUUCACUAUGCAGACAAUACAUUUGUAGAAAAUAUAGUACUGUAUCUACUUACUGUGUUAAAUAUUGAAUAUAUAACUGCUUUAUGUUUUGACAUUCUCAUUGUACAUAAUGGAAUUUCCAGCUAAAUUGGCAUGAAUAUAGUUUCUCAUGUAGAACUGUACAUUACAGUUUUUUUUAUUUUUGUUAAGUAGAUUCUUCCCUCUAGCUUUUUCAGUGUUUGGUUUACAAUAGUGCAUGAUGUGCCACAAGACUGCAUUCUCUCAACAAAAAUUCCAGGAGAAGAUUCUCUCAUAACAGUAGAUUAAGUUGUGAAGUUUAUACAGUUUCAGUGAUUGUCCUUAACUGCUGCCCAUUGUCGGAAGUACAGUAUUAAAUUUUUACUCAGAAAUUUUUCCAUCUUCCACUUUCAAUAUAUCAAAAGUUCAGACCUUACAAUUUACAGUAUUGACAUUGACGGACUUGGCCAAAGACUACAGGAUUAUUAGACUUGGAAUCUCAGAGCCCAUAUUUGAAUUUGAGAUGCAGCUACAUUUUAUCCUUGGGUAUAGGUAUAUUUGCAUUGUGCAUAGUACACUUUGUAGUACAAUUAUUUUGUCCAAUUUUUUUGUAUGGGCUUUAGCACUGUUUCUUGUUACCUUGAACUUUAUAGAUUUUUAAUCUUGCUACAUUGGGCACAUAAAUGUUUACCUUGUAUAUGUUGUUUAUUGAAGGCUGCUUGCUAUCAAAUGCAAAUGGGUUCUGGGUUUCUGACCAGUACUCAAUGACCCAACAGUACGACCGAGGACAAGUUUGCAAAGUGACAAGGUGCUUUGAAAGAUGCCAGUUGUUGCUGGAUUAGAAACUUUCACUGCCCUUAAGUUGUAAACUAGCCGAUACUUGGAUUUCAAUGUACCUGUUUGGGAGCUAAGUCAGUGUUCAUUCAUUUUAAAUGAUUGGCCACAUGUCCCUUUAGGAAGUAAUAUUUUAUUUAUUUUUCUAUUUGAGUUACCAUAUUUUCAUGGUCCCCAAGAGUGCACAAGUGUAUCAUGCAUUUCCGUAAUUUGCAGUAUUCAUAGUUGUUUUGUGCCAGGAUAUAUAUUUUUUUUUUACUAUAGGGUACAUAAUGUGAUGUGCUCUACUGUAUGUUUUUUUUUAUUUUUAUUUUUUUUUGUAAAUAGUAUUUUGAACAGAAUGCUUGAGAACUGUGGUUUUGAAUGAGAAAAAGGAAUGCAAUUUUUUUUUCUUUUACCAUUUCCUGGAGAAUACCAUGUACUGUAUAAUUAUUUAGAUAGUAAGUAUAUGAUAAAAUGUAUACAGGAAAGAGAAAUAAAAAAAAUAGUCACUGAUAAA
Molecule: messenger RNA, 5530 nt
Organism: Macrobrachium nipponense
Lineage: Eukaryota; Metazoa; Arthropoda; Malacostraca; Decapoda; Palaemonidae
Product: RNA-binding protein 45-like
Molecular function (GO): RNA binding
Source: RefSeq, a predicted model, not a curated record